Molecule: messenger RNA, 378 nt
Organism: Neurospora tetrasperma FGSC 2508
Lineage: Eukaryota; Fungi; Ascomycota; Sordariomycetes; Sordariales; Sordariaceae
Exons: 3
Coding region: 1-378 (125 amino acids)
Source: RefSeq, a predicted model, not a curated record
AUGAUUGCGUGCCUGGAAACGUUGUACGAGCUCGUCUACGCCGUGUUGUUUAUCCGCAUUGUCAUCUUUGACGCGCUUCGAAACCCAGAGAGACUACCCGGUGAGAGCGAGGUGAGCGCGGUUGAAAGGGGUAGAGGUGGUGCCUAUCGCGGAGGAGAACAUGGAGGUGAUGUGGAGCUGAUGGUCAAGAUCGCUGCAGAACCUUUUCCCAAACGACAUAACCUCGUGCUCCCCAGAACGGACUUUAGGCACUCUUGGAGAUCAAUGGGCGGCACUGUACGGGAGGAUGACGUGCGGGCUUCCACUGGUGUUGAUGAUCUCGUCAAUGCAAGAUCGCUUGAGAUGGACUGGAGCCCUCAUCCGCAUGGUUACCUCUAA